This is a messenger RNA of Naegleria fowleri, 2142 nucleotides long. RefSeq lists its product as uncharacterized. The transcript has a single exon. The record is from RefSeq and is a predicted model, not a curated record. Lineage: Eukaryota; Heterolobosea; Eutetramitea; Acrasida; Naegleriidae. Bases 1 to 2142 code for a protein of 713 amino acids.
AUGAAGAGUAAAUUAAUUGGUCUCUAUCUGACAAAUCACGGAAAAAACUUUCAAGAGUACAAUCAUAAUUUGAGAUAUUUACUCGAUCAUUUGAAUGGCGCAAACAACUUGACUUGGUCAUCGGCGGCAUCACCAUCUUCAUUUCGGCCCUUGAGCUCAGUACAAUUGAAGUUGCAUAUAUUAAGCUAUUCAAUAUUGGAAAUUUCACCUAGGACCUGCCCAUCUCUCUACUACCAAACGAAUGGACAUGAGGAAAAGAAGAAGGACAAGUUGGAUGUCAAUUCUCUUGUUGAAAUUGAAAGGUGUAUUGUUAGACUUAUUUACGGAAAGUUUGACUGUGAGAACAAAUUGAAGAUUUACCAAAUAUUUCAUCAUUUUCAUAUUUAUUUAGAAACCUCAAAACAUGUUACUAUCAAAUUUGAUACGUUAUUUGACUUUAAUCUUGUGAGAGUUUUGUGGAGUAAGGCCAAAUCUAUUCAUUGCCAGAAUGGAGGCUCUCCGGACAAUUUCUACUUUUCAAUUCCUCAGAGAAAUUAUGAAGAAAUACUGAGCUGUGAUGAAAACUACCAAAAUUCCGGCAUUACAGAUGGUAAUAUUGAUCAUGACAAGAAUGAACAAGAAAUGAAAACUCAAAGAAAACACAAGAAACGGAAAGUUCAAUCCAAAGACGAUCGCCACUCCUUAACGUCUCUUCAACUUCUCAAAAAUUGGUCCACCCAAUUAGCAACAUGUUGCACACAAUUAGAGGAAUUAAGAGUGAAGUUAGACUAUGAUUUACUCAAAUAUAUGAUAACGAAUGAUGACAAGUGUAUUUGCCCUCAACUGAGAAAUUCUGAGGUCAUUAUUCUUCCAGAACACUAUGAAUCUAUUCCAACUACCGCAGCUACUACCACUGCUACUGUAAACUACCCACGAGAGUUCUCUUCUUCGACCUACACGCCCUCCUGUCACGACCAACCUCCCAAUUUUCGAUAUUAUUUCGUGACCAAAUUGGAAUGGAUUGUCUCUCGUGAAUCCACUCAUCAUUUCUGGGAAACACUCCACACCAUGGCGACUCAUUUUCUGCCACAAUUUCCCAAGCUAGAGUCCCUAAAAAUUAAAGGGUUUCAUGUAAAUAGUUCCUCCACAUGCCCAACUUCUCCUUUAGGCCCUUUAAUAGACUAUUAUUCCGAACAUUCAUCCACUUAUCUCAAAAGUUUGAGCAUGGAUAUUUGUUUUUCAUUUACCUCGAAAUCAUGUGGAAUAUUUUGGAAGGGUUUGUGGAACGAUAUUUCUCAACUCUCUUCCUUGGAGAAAUUAGAAAUGCAUGUCGAUGUUCUCUCGUGUGAGUCGAAUGAUAUUUUAACUGUGGUGGAAGAGGCCUUUUCAUUGCAUGGCGAGAAUAAUGGUAUUGCACUCAAAAAUAACAAUACUGAUGAGGCCAUACAAGUGAAAAUUCCAAAUUUAAAAAGAAUAUCAAUGAGCAUCAAAAAAGAUGGAAAAAUAAUUAUUGACCAAUCCAUGUUGUUAACUUUGCUUAAACACAGAGUCAAAGAUUUGCAAGAAAUUGAUAUUGAUUUUCGGGUGAAUAAUGAACUUGAAUUCUCCCAAUGUUUUGAGCAUUGGAAUUGCUUUGACACUUCGUUGACCUGGUACAAUAUUAGAAAACUAAAAUUUUCGAAUGUGAAAUUGGAUUCAGAAAAGUGUGACGUGCUGGGACGGUGCCACACACUGAGAUGGCUCAUUUUGAGUCACGUCGAAUUUGUUUCACAUGAUGAUGCAGACGACGAUGAAAAACGUUUUGUCCUAGAAUGUCUUGCACAAUCAAGAACCAUUACGCAUUUGGAACUUCCCUAUUGCAAUCUUGAAGAUUAUCAUUUGGAGCCAAUAUUUUCGAGCAUGAACCAGCUUGAAUUACUGAAUUUGAAAUUUAACAAUGUUGGACCUUUAUUAUUAUUAACUCAUUUAACUAAAGUGGACAUUGGAAACACUGCACCGACUGUGAGAAAUAUCUUGAUACAUUUGUAUGCUUUGAAUUUGGAAGGAAAUUCAAUGAUCACUGAAGAGCAUAUCAACAAACUACUCGAACACAACGAAACAUUGACCUAUUUAACUCCUCAAAGCAAUGAUUUGUUACCCCUGCCUACGUUUACAUGGCAGUGA